UACCAAUAACUUGUUGGGAAAAACCACAAUUCGAUCAUUUCCAACAACCAGUAGUUAUUACAAAUAAAUCAGCUGACAAUAAUGAAGAAUAUGAAGAUGAAGAGUUAAUAGCCCAACGACAUUAUGUGGUAUUUGGAGACCAAGAUGAUUUAACUCCUUUAGCUGAAAGUAAUCCUAAACAAAUUUCUUGUGCAUAUCAAGUAGCUCCCUUAGAACAAGAAUUCAUUAAAGAAGAAGUUGAUAGAAUGUUGAAACAUAAUUUAAUUCAACGUUCUGAAAGCCCUUGGGUCUCACUAGUUAUUCUAGUAAGGAAAAAGAAUGGAAAACUUCAAUUUUGUAUCGAUUAUAGGAAACUAAAUAGUGUUACCCAACGGGAUGGACAUCCUUUACCUCGCAUCGACAAAUUACUUAAUAUGUUUGAAAAAGCAAAGUAUUUUUCAACAUUAGAUUUAGCAAGCGGAUAUUGGCAGGUUGCUAUGGACCCAAAUGAUCAAGCCAAAAUAGCAUUUAUAACUAGUCAAGAACUUUAUGAAUUUAAAGUUAUGCCAUUCGGAUUAACAAAUGCCCCUGCGACCUUUCAACGUCUGAUGAAUAAAAUCUUUAGAGAAGAAAUUGGAUGA
Molecule: messenger RNA, 620 nt
Organism: Funneliformis geosporum
Lineage: Eukaryota; Fungi; Glomeromycota; Glomeromycetes; Glomerales; Glomeraceae
Source: the annotation of a GenBank genome assembly